Molecule: messenger RNA, 936 nt
Organism: Didymodactylos carnosus
Lineage: Eukaryota; Metazoa; Rotifera; Eurotatoria; Philodinida; Philodinidae
Source: the annotation of a GenBank genome assembly
AUGAGUCCGAACGUAUUAUCGCCUAAUUCAUCAUCAUUAUCAUACAGGCAACAUACAACACCCAGUACGAGUAAUUUAACUGUUAUUUCGAAAAAAAAGAAAAAUGUUAGUUUUAGUCGAAAUGCCUCCUGUCCCACACAUGACUCUUUAAUAAAUGAUGAUACUUUACUUCUAAGUAAAAGAAAAUCUUUUUCAACGAAUAUAAUAAAUAAAUAUGAAUAUCAAAGUGUAUCGGAACUUAAACCAAUUCUUAAACAUCAUCACCGACAGCAACAACAACGUUCGUUUCAACCAAAUAUGAACAAUGAAAAGACAAAACUUAGUUUUAUUCAACGUUUCAAACAACAUCUAUUAAAUGUAUUCAAAAAUAUGAAAAAUAGCAAUAUAAAACCAUCGAACACAUUAAAGGAAGCUGAAAAUGUGUUAGGUUAUCAAAACAUGACAUAUUUUGAUUAUGAUGACGAAUUGGAUAUAACAGAAGAAAAUGAAUUAAUGUUAACAAAUCGUCUUUUGGAUGUUUUACGUGAAAGUAAACUGAAACAUUUGAAUUGUGGUGAUCUAUUUGUGCCAUGUAAUCAUAUCAAAAAUAUUUCCAAACAAAUGUUAAUGAUGGCUGCUGAAGAGCCGUUUGGUAUACACGGUGCAAAGAUCAAUAUCAAACUGUUGAGUAAACAACGAGACGAAGAAGAAAAACUGGUACAGACAAUAAAAGUUGAUGCGACGAAACAGUCCACAUUUGAGAUUGAAAUACAGUUGCAUGAAGAUCAAAAGAUAUUCAGUUUACGACGUUUCUUAUCAUUGAUGACUAAAUCGAAGAUGAAAUUGAUUGAACAAUUAAAAAACAGGAGUCCAAUUUACAUUAGUCCAAAUUGUAAACUAAUUAAGACACGUUAUUAUUGUCAUGAAAAACCAAAAAUAGUCUGUGUUGAACCAUGA